AUGAAGAACAAUUGCGAUCAUCCUCUCGCAUCUCUAAAUGGAGGAUCGAUGAGUGGAUCAACAAAUUUAACCAUGUCAUCAUCAUUGCCAUCGACUUCAUUUAUGCGAAUGGCAGACUCAUCAAAUAACAAUAAUUCAAAUAAUAACAACAAAACAAAUACUUCAUCCUCCGAAUUGACAUUUGAAAGAAAAGACAUCAGGUCAAGCAGAACAAGCAUUAUCAAUAACACUAACAAUGGAGAUAUGCUAAUCACCCCAAUGUCGUCACAAUCUCAAACUAACUCUCUUGUUAGUUCUGCUCGAAAGAAAAGAAUAUUCACAAUUGAAGGGUCUACUUUUUGGAAGAUAAUGCUCGCGAACAAACAAUAUUUACAUUCAUGUAUGGAUGCACAAAAAACAAUUUGCAUUCCUCCCGAUGAAGAGGUGGAAUAUGUGUUAAAUCAUUUGAAAUAUCCUGCCUCAAAACUUCAAGCAUUUAUCAAGGAUCAUAUUCUCUCAAACUCACCCCUAUUCGUCGGAGAAUACAUUACAGAUCGAGGAAAUCAUCUCAGUGAAAAUAAGGAAAAAUUUGAGAUUUUAGAAAAAGAAAAACGAAAAACCAUAAAUCUUUCUUCUCUCAGUCUUUCCACCAUUAUGGAAGAAGGAGAAAAAGUACAACCUGUAAAUAUACUACAAAGUGGAAAAGGAUUUUCUAAAAAUUUUACUGUACAGGUUUUGAAAGAAGAAACAUGUUACAAUGAUAAUUUUAAACCUUACAAAGUUUUAUUUAUUGACAAGUGUUUAAGUGAUGAAUAUCAGCAAAUAACAGUUGGAGCAUCGUUGCAUGAUCAUUCGACAAAAGUUUCACCAAAGAAGGAUGACCGAUCUAUUGGCAGCAAACAAUGGUCUUCCUCAUCUCCCUCAAGCAUGGAAGAAUACAACUUGUUUUUACAAGAUUGGAAUUUAAAGGCGUACAAUGACAAACUCAAAAGAUCCAUUCAACAUUUUAAUUUUAAUUAUUUGCUUUUGAGAGGAUUUCAUUCUGCUAUUCCUGAUAAAAUUAAGGAAUACUUUGAAGUAAUUUAUAGUGAAUUCAUUUCCUCACAACCACCAACGCCUGAAGAAGAGAAAGACUUGAAAAAUUCCAUUCAUUGUGUGUUGAUGGAUGGUAUUUAUGACAAAUUAUUUCCAUUUCUAGAAAAAUAUGCAUUCAACGAAGAAGACAAGAACUUUUUGGCCAUUUGUGAAGUGAUCGAUGAAGCAUGUUCCAAAUCAGAAAAUAAUGAAUAUGCAGAAUUUGAUCUCUAUGAAAUUUUAAACAUCAGCAAAAGCUUCCAAUGUAACCAAGGUGAUUCCAUAACGUAUUUUUCGAAAUAUUUAAACCUUGCAAGAAAUCCGUUUGAUAAGAUGAAAUGCCUCAAACAAACCACGGAUAAGAUUGUCUCCAGUAUCAAUAGACAGCAGACAAGUAUAAAGACAGAAUUUGUGACAACUGAUGACAUGAUUCCUCUGCUUGCUUAUGUUGUAGUGAAAGCCAAAAUUCCAAAUCUCAUCACUAAUUUCAAUUUUAUGCAAGAUUAUCAAUUGGAAGAAGAGCAUGGGCUGUCAGAAUAUGGUUUUAGCGUCACAACUCUGAAUGCAACCAUUGUGUUUUUGAAAAAUGAAAUUUAUGCUAAUAAUGAGAACAAGUGGAAGAAGUACAAGAAAAAGAAGGCAGAGAAAAGUAAGGAUGCCACAUCAACAAAAUCACAAAAGCCGUUCAAGUUAGAUGUAGAACCUUACUUGGCGUCACCAAUUUCUCCCCUUAGUGGCAGCUCUUCGUCCAUCGAAAAAGACCUUUCUCCAUCAUUGCACACAUUGGACCAUCCCACCGCAGAAGCAAACAAGACUCCCAGUACUCCUCAGGAUGACAUGUCAUCACAACCACCUGUAGAAUCUCAAAACAACCUUUCUGGCUUGUUAAGUCCAAGAGACUCUCGAAGUUUGGCUUUGAAACAAAAAAGACAAGAGGAACGAGAAAAACGCAUGUCGCUUCGAAAACAAGAAUCUAUUGCUGUCAUCAAAAGCUUUGAAAACAAGGUACCAGAAAAGAAAUCGUCAUCGUCCAAUUCGAGCAUCGUACGAUAA
Messenger RNA from Naegleria fowleri, 2106 nucleotides. RefSeq lists its product as uncharacterized. Gene Ontology annotation, biological process: early endosome to late endosome transport. The record is from RefSeq and is a predicted model, not a curated record. The transcript has 6 exons. Bases 1 to 2106 code for a protein of 701 amino acids. NCBI's taxonomy places the organism in Eukaryota, Heterolobosea, Eutetramitea, Acrasida, Naegleriidae. Gene Ontology annotation, cellular component: late endosome; tubular endosome; early endosome. Gene Ontology annotation, molecular function: SNARE binding; guanyl-nucleotide exchange factor activity.